AGAGAGAAGACCUGGGCAACCCCCAGACUGACUCAUACACCCAUGGGAGUUUGAAGUGACAGAAUAAAUCUACAGAGACGAGGCUCGGGAUAACAUUUCACAGAGCUGAGAGCAGACAGAGCUGCGCCUCAAGAGAGACUGGACUGACACACAUUGCAGCAGACGCACAGAACAUCCACAUAAAGAGAAGUAGUUGGAGUCAUUGUCAUGUUGGGGGUGUUGCUGAUCCUGCAUGCCAUCUCAGGCGCCCAUUCCCAUGGGCCGCCGGGUGGCGUUAAGCAGUGCCCGUCCGCGUGCCAAUGCGAGGAGGAUGGCAUCCUUAUGCUGGUGGACUGCUCCGAACAAGGAUUAUCCUCCAUGCCGAGUGACCUGAGUCCUUUAACAUCCUACCUGGAUCUCAGCAUGAACAACAUCAGUGAGAUUCAGCCCAAUGCCUUCCACAACCUGCACUUCCUCAGUGAACUGAGGCUUUCAGGCAACCACCUGAGACACAUCCCUGGCUCCGCGCUUCAAGGCCUCUACAAUCUUAAAGUCCUGAUGUUGCAGAAUAACCAGUUGGAGAGACUGCCCAGUGAAGACCCGUGGGAAUUACCGAAUUUGCUUUCUCUGCGUCUGGAUGCCAACCUGAUCAUGGACGUCCCUGCCAGGACCUUCUCGGGCAUGCGGUCCUUGCGGCACCUGUGGCUCGAUGACAACGCCCUGACGGAGAUCCCAGUGAGCGCGCUCAACGACCUCUCAUCGCUGCAGGCCAUGACCCUUGCCCUAAAUCGCAUCACCCAUAUCCCAGACUUCGCCUUUAAGAACCUCUCCAACCUGGUUGUGCUGCAUCUUCAUAACAACAUGAUCCAGACUCUUGGACAGAACAGCUUUGAGGGACUGCACAGCCUAGAGACUCUGGAACUGAAUUUCAACGACCUUCAAGAGUUCCCCAUGGCUAUUCGCACACUUGCCAAGCUUCAGGAACUGGGUUUCCACAACAACAACAUCAAGGCCAUUCCUGAGAGAGCGUUUGUCGGGAACCCACUUCUGCAGACCAUUCAUUUCUACGAGAAUCCCAUUCAGUUUGUUGGCAGAUCAGCAUUCCAGUUCUUGCCAAAGUUACACACGCUCUCUUUGAACGGAGCCACCGAGAUCCGACAGUUUCCAGAUUUGAAAGGAACCACCAGCCUGCAAAUUCUCACGCUGACCCGAGCUGGACUGACCGGCCUGCCACAUGAUCUCUGCCACCUGCUGCCUAAAUUAAGAGUUCUCGAGCUGUCUCAUAACGUCAUCGAAGAGCUGCCGAGCUUUUACCACUGCGCCUCUCUACAGGAGAUAGGCCUGCAGCACAAUCUGAUCAGACAGAUUGAGAUGAACACAUUCCAACAACUCAACUCUCUGCGCUCUCUGGAUCUCAGUUGGAACAGGAUUGAAAUCAUCCACCCUGAUGCCUUUUCCUCUCUGCAGUCUCUUGUUAAACUGGACCUGACCGGGAACAGGUUAAGCAGUCUGCCACUAGCCGGAUUAUCCAGCCUCACUCAUCUUAAGCUGAAGAACAACAUGGCCCUCUCUCGUUCUUUCAGAGAGGAGGACUUCCCCAACAUAAGGGUCAUUGAGAUGCCAUAUGCCUACCAGUGCUGUGUGUUUGGAGCCUGUAACAGCUACAGAACAGCCAGUCAAGGAGAAGAGCAGAUGGGUAGUGAUGAAGAAGACCUACAGAAGAAAGCCUUGUCUCUGUUCCCUAUUCACACGGAGAACAACUAUGACCUGGACCUGGAGGAAUUCCAGUUGGCUAUUGAGGAGUCCAAACUACAAGCCAGCAUACAGUGCACCCCUAUCCCAGGUCCAUUUAAGCCAUGUGACAACCUGUUUGAUAGUUGGGUGGUACGCCUUGGGAUGUGGCUCAUCUCUCUGGUCUCGCUGAUGGGCAACAGUUUUCUCCUCGUGACGGUGUUUGCCUCCCCCAGCUAUCUCUCACCCGUCAAGUUUAUUAUCGGCAGCAUCAGUAGCACCAACCUGCUGACUGGCCUGUGCACCGGUACCCUGGCGCUAGUCGACGCUCAGACAUUUGGCGAGUUCGCCCUGCACGGUGCUCAAUGGGAAAUGGGUGCCGGUUGCCAGGCAACAGGCUUCCUUUCAGUGCUGGCAGCUGAGGGCUCCAUACUCUUCCUCACCCUAGCCGCGGUACAGUGUAGCGUGUCGGUAUCUUGUGCCAGGGCCUAUGGAAAGUCGCCUUCACUGGGAAGUGUGCGAGCCGCAGCGGUAGCAUGUUUGGCACUUUCGCUGGCAGUUGCUGCUUUGCCCCUAAUAGGGGUUGGGGAGUAUGGGGCAACCCCGCUGUGCAUGCCGUCACCGCUGCCAGACGGAGAGCCGUCGACGCUUGGGUUCAUGGUUGCCUUGAUCAUGAUGAACUCCCUCUGCUUCUUGGUGAUCACUGGAACUUAUAUCAAAUUGUACUGGGACCUGAUGAAGGGUGACUUUGACAGCAUUUGGGAUUGCGCAAUGGUCAAGCACGUGGCCUGGCUUAUCUUCACCAACUGCCUGCUUUACUGCCCGGUGGCCUUCCUCACAUUCUCCUCCCUUCUGGGACUCUUUCCAGUGAUCGAGGAAGUUGUCAAAUCAGUCGUCCUGGUGCUUCUGCCUCUCCCGGCCAGCAUCAACCCUCUGCUCUACCUUCUCUUCAAUCCACACUUCCGUGAAGACGCACGUCUCCUCCUGAACCGAGCUCAUCUACGCCAUGACCGCAACCUGGAUUCCUUUGUGUCCGUUGACACGGAGAAGAGCUCGUAUGACUCCACUCAAGCCCUGGUGUCCUUUGCUACAGAAGCAGAUGCGGUGGCACCGACCCAAGAGACAGUCACUCCAUUUUCUUGCCCACCCUCAGUGCCUCUCAUCCCGUGCCUGCUGCAGAUGAACCCCUCAACAGAGAGGGAGAGCGCUGGAGAAAACACGGUCAGGUCUACAGCAGGACUCAAUGCAAGAGAGCAGGAAUUUCUUAGAAAAAGUGGCCUGGCCACUCAUAAUGGAAAGGUCUUCUCGAGAGUCUACCAUUCCCAGCUUCUCUCAUCUCAUUCUUAAGUCUUUUCCUGAGCUCUAAGGACUCUAUACGUGCGAGAAAUUUUGAGCCCAAGUAUGGACCUAUACGUGCGAGAAAUUUUGAGCCCAAGUAUGGACCUAGCCCUGUAACCAUUACAGCUAAUGAACAAUAAACAAGGUUGAAUUGGGGCAAUAUAUACCUGUACUUACAUGACAUUCUGAAAAAAUAAAACCUUUAAAGCUUAUUGUGGGCCAUAUAAUAAGUUAAGCAAAAAAACGACAAGCGCAAAAACAGCUUCAUCUUGUAUUUUUUUUAUCUUUGUUUGUGUACAGAAUAGAGAUGAAUCUUUAAGGGAUGUUCUGGGAUUAAUGUACAUUGAGCUUUAUUGACAGUGUGGCAUGCUGCGAAUUUCCACAAAAACUAAUUUGAACUUGUCCCUCAGUUUGUGAAAGCGUGUUCACAAUAAUACACUUACAACGGACCCUCAUAAGGCAAAGCAACUGAUGAAAACCUUUGAAUGAACACCCUUUUUAUAAGCAAUUUAAUCAAAAUGUCAAUUUUGCAUGGUACAUAAUAGCGAUGUGACACAACUAUCUAGUUUUUCACAUACAGGUGGACGUGCCAUUUUUAUUAUUGCCUGUGUUAACAGCAUGCCACUGAUGCUGUCAACUAGCUUUUUAGGACCUGUGGCAUUCCUUUAUUUCAGGUAAUACCACAGGUAUGUUUGCUGAUGUAGUGGGUGUUAUGUAUCUAAAUAUUUCAAUGUGAAAAAUGUUUCUACAAACUCACUUGUAUGUACUCAAACUUUUAUGCAUUCAUUUUCAAGUGUAUAUGUAUCAAAAUAAUCUUUGCAAUUCGUCAAUUACUCUGGUCUGCCCUUUGGUGAACAAAACGCAAAAACCUAACAUCCCCAUGGCAAGAGAGAAAUAUUAGCCAAAUAAUGAAAACUCCAUUAUUUAUUUACUCAUGCCAUUUUCUCAUUUUCAUAAUACAAAACUGUAGUGUUUUGUUAUCAAAACAGUUGAUUUUACUACUUGUGCAUUAUAUUCCGAAACAUCUUAAUUAUUGUAACCGAUAGUUACCUUCCAAUGUUUGUGCCUUUAAACUGGAUGUGUUGUUAUUCAGGAAGUGAGCUAUAAACCUGUCAACUAACAUGCACAGCAGAAUUCUCUUCAAACUCCUAUUUCAUGAAAACUGACCAUACGUAGUUUAUGCCUGUUAGUGCCCAUUAUAGGAUUACUGAGAAUAUGGCAGUGGCAUCGAUUUAUGUUGUAAAACCUCUUGCAAUGCAUGAAACAAUUUUCAGUGUUUUAUGCCCAAUAAUAUGUUUUCAGUGAGCAAUACUACAUAGACAUUGUGUUUUUACGUUAAGGCCCCAUGAUUAAGGAAGAGCAAUAAAAAUAUGUCACUACUAUAUAAAUGAAGAUAUUAAAAAAUUGAGUGAUUUGAUUUGGUUGUAAAAAAAAAAAGGGGUUCUUUUACAGAUUGUAAAGUAGGCUAGCUAUUGUAUUGUAAAAUAUAACUACCUCUGAUCUGGCAUGCUAUUACCUUUUUUCUCCUGAUUGAUUUCUAUUCCUUUUAUAUUAAUUGUAUAUUAAAAUGUAUUAUUUUAUAUUGGAUUUUAAAGAUCUUUGUACAACAGACACUAUUCUGGAUGUAAAUAUUUUCAUAUUUCUGUAUACAUGUGAUGAAAGAA
Molecule: messenger RNA, 4712 nt
Organism: Triplophysa rosa
Lineage: Eukaryota; Metazoa; Chordata; Actinopteri; Cypriniformes; Nemacheilidae
Gene: lgr6
Product: leucine-rich repeat-containing G-protein coupled receptor 6
Exons: 18
Coding region: 208-3057 (949 amino acids)
Biological process (GO): G protein-coupled receptor signaling pathway
Cellular component (GO): membrane
Molecular function (GO): G protein-coupled receptor activity; protein binding; protein-hormone receptor activity
Source: RefSeq, a predicted model, not a curated record